Messenger RNA from Girardinichthys multiradiatus, 3882 nucleotides. RefSeq names its product Smith-Magenis syndrome chromosome region, candidate 8b (gene smcr8b). The transcript has 6 exons. The record is from RefSeq and is a predicted model, not a curated record. Gene Ontology annotation, molecular function: GTPase activator activity. NCBI's taxonomy places the organism in Eukaryota, Metazoa, Chordata, Actinopteri, Cyprinodontiformes, Goodeidae. Bases 312 to 3032 code for a protein of 906 amino acids. Gene Ontology annotation, cellular component: guanyl-nucleotide exchange factor complex.
AAGUCGCCGCAUGUUUACCAGACUGCCGCUGAAAUGAAAAGCUAGACGCAGCUUCCUCUGAGCUUCUGGCAUAUCCUUGUCGCCUCAUGGCCGAAAAUAACUGUGCAGCUUGUUUGUAACUCUGCGGUUGUUGUUAGGUUGACCAGCAGGAACAGCUGACUCACUGACAGCCAGCCAGGCGGUACCACACCGGGACAUAGCGCUAUCUGACCCACACGUCCGGUUCACCUUGUCGACUAAACUUACUGCUGGUUCUCCUCGGUGAAAUUCUACUUUCCCCCCCCCAUGGGCUGAGCCGUCACCGGCUGAAGAUGAUCGGGUCACCGGACCUGCUGCCGUUCACCGGCUGCAGUGGGUUUGACGAGCAGGGAGAGGAACCGGAGGCUCAGAACCUGCCUGAAGAGUUCUGUGUCCCUCUUUUACCUCCUUCUAACCCCUGGACCACAGCAGCCCAGUUUCACCGGGACUUUAUACUGGUGGCUGAAUUCUCAGAGCAGGUUGGUCCUAAGCCGGUUCUGACAAUACCAAAUGACCCAAAGGUCAUUGGCUCUUUCGACCUCAACCACUUCUCCGUCCGUCUCAUGUCCGUGGACUACCAGGCGUCUGGACCGGGCCACACACCCCCUGCUUCACCCGGGCUCCGACUGAACUUCAUUGAGGACUCCAGGGUGAUCCUGGGAGAUUCAGCAGAGGACACCUUUGCAUACGUUCACUACCUGACCUUAUACGACCUGGAGGCUCGGGGUAUGGUGCGACCUUUCUGCAUGGCUUACGUCUGUUCGGACCAGAUUAAGCUGAUUGAGAACUUUUCCGAGCUGUCGGAGUAUUUUUCUCAGGCCUCUGACAGCCUGAAGACCGGAAACAGACAAGCGUUCUCCACAGAGCUGCAAAGGAAGCUGCAGGAUCUUGAGUACAGACGAUGGACCCUGAAGCAGGAAACAGAUCUCCAGAAGAUGACAAACGGGUUCACAGAAGUAAAAGGGCAAGCUGAUGAGCUGGAAGCUUUAGAGACUUCAAUCCUAAACCACCGAGAGCUCCUUCGUCAGGUCACAUCUUACCCAAAUAGGAAGCUCAAACAGCCUGACUUCCUGCCCUACGACACAGCUGACUCCCUCACAGACCUGACUGUGUUUGUGCCUUCUGAGCCAUCGUCUCCCUCCCUUCCCACCUCCACCUCCACCUCCUACAGGUCUGAGCAGCCUCUAAAGCCUCUAGAGGAGCUCUGCAACUACUACUUUCUGUCCCUGAUGAAAAACCAACUCAUGGACACGGAGCAUCGUCUGCGUGGCGACAGGAGCGUCUUGUGGACUUCUCGUGUCACACAGUCACUGUCCAGGAGGCUAAAACUUACAAACUUCCUGUUUGAGCUGUGCUACCCUGUGGAUGCUGAGGAGGACGAAGAGGAGGAAGAGGAUUUAAAGAGGGUCUCGGGAAGCAAGAGGGGGGCUGUGGAAGGUCAAUCAGAAAAGGAUGGUGUGGAGUCAUUCUCUUGUGUGGAAGAGAUACCGAUAAAGAUGGAGGCAGGAGAUGGUGGGAGGGCGACCCCUGAUAUCAGUGCAGCAUCAGAGAUGAUGGGGAGCAUGAGCAGCAGCGACAGCAUUGAAGUGCUCGGGACUGAAAAGUCAUAUUACACUCAACAGGGAGUUGCUGUGUCUGACAGCAGAGAAACACCAGUGGGGUUGACAGACAUUUGUCUCCGGCGUGCAGCAGUGGACCCAAGCGUUCGCCGCGUGCCAGCCUACGCCAAACGUGCCAACAGCGAGGACAGCAUCGAAGUACUCAGCACCACUGAGUCCAUCUUCCCUGACGACCUAACUGCCAUCACAGAGGAAGAAGCGGAGAAUCAUUCCCUGAUUAAUGGAUUUGAGGACGAAGAAGAAUUGCAGGUUGGGUGCAAGUCUGAUGAAGUCCUGAAAGAGGAAAAGGUGAUGAACUCUGCUGCCAUAGAGAAGGAAAGUGAAGAACCUGGCAGAAGGAAAGAUCCAUUUGAGGAAAUAAUGGUCAGUGUUGGUUUUCCAGUCAAGGACGAUUCACUGACAGAGAAGAUAAACAAAGUCCAUAAAGAUGCUCCCUCAGACAAGAUAAAUAAACUGCUCCAAGCUAAAGAAACUACGGAGUUGAGGCCAAAGACGGUGAGGCCGGUGCUUGAUCUCCACGUUAAAAUGGCUCCUCCCCUUGCCCCGGUGGAGGUUGGUCUGGGCUCUCCACCCUGUGCCCCUCUGAGGCUGCUCAGUAUAGACGAAGUGUCCGACUGCACCAGCUUCACCAGCAACUCAGAGCCACCAUCUCCCACUACGGUAAAUCUCACCAAAACACGCACAGACAAGAGGAGGAGGAGAAGAAGGGCUGGACUCCGAGCCCUCAGGUUCAUCAAGCAGCUCUCGUUCUCCCAGCAUGCCAUCUUCUGUCUGCUGAGUGGCCGCCCGCUGGUCGUCAUUGGAGGAAAUGAACGGUUGGUGAGGAAGCUGGUGGAUGGUUUAAGGCUCUUCCUACCAGGUCCUGGUCCUGAUGGGAGCGCUGUGAUGUCAUGUCUGACCACACCCCUUCAAGUGACUGACCUGCUCACCUGGAGGCUCAUAGGAAUACACAGACUAUCUUCCAGUGCAUCGUCUGCCAUUAUUGAGUCUCUAACUCAAUACAGUCGCUACAUCGCUCUGCUGGACCUCGAUCAGAGGACACUGCGCUGUCCUUCAUAUUCUGGAUCCCUCGUCAACGUCCUGGCUGAUCCUCACACCGGCAUCAGCCGAGGCACCACCUACUUGCUGCACCUGGAGAGCUGUCUGACUGCACUGGCCAACCAGGUGCUGCUGCACACCUUUGUAGCCACUUCCCCACGUCCAAAACCCACUGUGGGACAUAUUGGUACGGAAAAGGCUUCCCAGUGUGCUCCAGGACACGGCAGCAGUGAAAAUGAUUUUAGAGUGAUGCACUUUCUGUCUGACCUCAUCACGCAGCGCCACGUCGGACUACCGCCGGUUUUCAGGUUUUCUUACAGCUCAGUGCGGCUUCACAGAAACACAUAUCCAACAUAAACACACUGAGGAACAGACCAAAUGUGCAGGAGAGGUUUUAUUUUGGUACCUACACUGACUGCAGUGCCUUAGUUUGAAUGAUUCAGGUCUUAUCACCAGCUGCUGUAAACGUGCAAACAGAAUUGUUAAAGUUAAUAUAUGGUAAAUAUACACGUGUGAAUAUUUAGAAUUAUAGAUUUGUUUUCCUGCCAUUUCCCAGUUUUUUGGGAAAAAAAAACCGCAUAAAGUCUUAAACUGGGAUAAAUUUAAAAUGUACCUUACGUUCAUAAGUAAUCAUAAAUGAGCCACAAAAUUUGUAACUGAAAUAAGCAAAAAUGAUCUGUUCUGAGGGUGUUUUUAUGGUACUGUGACUUCUGAAUGUUUUUGACUACAAGAGUGCUGUCAUUAUAUUUAGUUGUACUUAAACUAAUAAAACUUUGCACACAUAACUUUAAAUCUCAUUUAAAACCAGAAGAAAGUUUUUCAAGAUUUAUUCCCUCAAGUCUGAAUUAUAUAUCAGCGCCUAGAAUGUAUGGUUUAUUGUUAUUGUUGUAUUUUGUUAGAAAAUACUCAUGGCUUUCUUUUCAGCACCAAGCGUCAGCAACAUGUGAUCACAGAAAGAUCUAUUUUCUAACAGUAAUGACUGAAGGUCAUAUAUAUAAGGUUAUAUAAUUGGCAAAAACUGACUGUAAAAGCUUUAACCUAUAGAUAUAUAAACACCCCGUUCAGAACAUUUCUUUAGUUUUAAAAAUCAAACAGCAGCUUUGGAAUCAGAGAAAAAUAGCUAUAAACUUACAUGAUUUAAUUUAUAUCUCAAACAGAUGUAAUACAUUUUAUUGUGUUGAAAAUAAAGUCACAUUGAAAAGUAAAA